Messenger RNA from Mya arenaria, 3051 nucleotides. RefSeq names its product angiopoietin-1-like. The coding region runs from base 20 to 1435 and encodes 471 amino acids. NCBI's taxonomy places the organism in Eukaryota, Metazoa, Mollusca, Bivalvia, Myida, Myidae. The transcript has 6 exons. The record is from RefSeq and is a predicted model, not a curated record.
GGCUGUGUGUAAGGCAAAUAUGCUAUUUGUGAUACUAACAAGUUACACGGUGCUGUUUAACCGAUGUGCAAAUACCAAUGAGUUGUUGAUGCAAACAGCGUCCAAAGUAUUAUCGCUUGAUAACGAAUUCGGUAAACUAGAUACCGAAUUCAGGAAAUCCCUUACCUCGCUUGAUGAAAGAAUGGACAAUCUGGAGAUUAAACUCGAAAACUCGCUGACAGACUUGCAGACGCAGUUAGCGGAAGGGCUGAAACGUAUUGCAGAGACACAGAAAAACUGCGAACCCAAACUAGGUGAAAUUACAAAGAAUAUUCCGUCGACAAUUUCCAACACCGUGACGCAAAUGGUAAAGUCUCAAUACAUUGCAAUAAAUACUGCGAUGAAGCGGGAAAAAGUGGCUUUAUUGAGUUUGAAAACUGAAAUGAAAAACCAUAUGAAGAAAAUAGAUGACGAGUUUGAAAAUGCGCAAAGUAGUUUGGAUGAGCGUUUGGCAAAUCAAACAAAAGCACUGGACAUUAAGUUUGAAAGACAGUCAGAAAGUUACAAGUCGUCAUGUGAUUCAAUUAAGUCGGAUGUUAGCAGUCUUACGAGCCAAGUAUACACAAUCGAAAAAAUGCUUCCAGUGGACGGACAAUAUGGACAUUGGAUGGGAUGGACGAAUUGUGACACCCUUUGUGAGAGAGGGAAACAAUUUCGAACACGAGAUUGUAACAACCCUACCCCACUAUUCGGCGGGGCCAGUUGUUCGGGAGAAGGGCUAGAAAUCCGAGCUUUUGCUGACUGUUCGGAAAUAAGGCAGAACCUCGGCAGAGUUCCCUCUGGCGUCUACCAUAUCACAACAUGGAAAACAAACCAGACUGCUCCUGUGUUCUGUGAUAUGGACACUGAACAAGGAGGCUGGACCGUGUUUCAACAUCGUGUGGACGGAAGUGUGGAUUUCUAUCGCAACUUCUCCUCAUACGAGAAUGGGUUUGGAUCUCUGCAGGGCGAAUUCUGGUUGGGUCUGAAAAUGAUGCAUGAGAUGACAUCCCGAACAACACAUGAUUUAAGAAUUGACAUCACACACGCAGAUGACAGCCCCGCCUAUGUCGUAUACGCUGGCUUCAGUGUUGGAGCCGGGUCUGAUUAUACCCUUCAUAUUGGAGAUUCACGAACAGAAAUGGGACUUGCAGUGCGUCCGAGUGGGUAUGAAACGUUUAAUACUUACGCAAAAGGUUCUGCCUUUUCCACAUUUGACCAUGAGAAUGACAGUUGGGGCAGUUAUUGUGCCGUUUACCAUCAUGGAGCAUGGUGGUACAGGGGCUGCACCUAUAUGGCGAACCUGAAUGGCCUGUACUACACACCCGGAAUGCAUGUCGGAAACAGAACCGCUAUGAUUUUUGACAGUAAAGAAUCUUUAAAAACUAGCAGAAUGAUGUUCAGACCUUCUAUGUAGUCAUCAUUUGACCAACAAGUGUUUUUUUUCUAGCUAAAUAUUAGUUUACAUUCAAUUAUGAAUUGUUGCACACGCAUUUAAUGAUAAAGGAACAAAUUUUACAUUAAAUUUAAUUUAAAGUUAGAAGUUUUGUUCUUAAUAUUUUUUUUAUAAAAUGACAGAUGUUACUUCAUAUUGCCACAUGUUUAUUUAAAGGUUAAAUAUGUAAUACCAAUAAGGUUGAAUCAGUGUACCACUUUUGUGCAGUUGUCCUCUGUAUACUGACCGGCGAAAUAACCUAACCUCGAGGCUCUAAAAAUUCGAGCCAAGCGGGAAUGCUUACCUUCAGUAUAAAGACGUCGGUCUUUUACAUCCAAAUCAUGCUAACAAGGAAUUCGAGCCAAGCGAUCUCGAGCCAACGAGAUUCGACUGUAUAUAUGGAGUUUGUAUAUACUUGUCAGAUAUUAAUAUGGUUACUUUUUUCUUUUGAAUAGCCAUAUGUGUAUGCAUUAGGAUGAUUGUGUUUGACCAAAGGCGUGUAUUUGCUGCUAUUGCUACUAGCCUGAAAUUGAAACUUUAAAGACAUUUGGCGAUUUAGGUAUGACAUCACCAUACUCUUUUUGAAUAAGAAUAUACAUUUUUUCUGUACAAAAAUCAUUGGCUAGAUUUAGAACCUCUAGUCAUAAACUCCAUUCUAAAAUUGUUCGAUUUUAUAUUUUUAAUAGAGAUAAUCGCGUCUGUAUUUAUUUUUAUUGGACAAAGACAUAAUUGUUAUUGAAGAUGAAUACAUAGUAUUUUUAAGUGUUCAAGACUUAAUGACAUUCGCGAAAAUUAUUUGUUUUCUAGGUGUCAUAGAAAUACCGACAAUGUUUAUUUCUAUAAUCUGAUUGCAUCGGAAAAUGUUCCCCAUAUUAAAUCCACUUCUCUUUUCGUUCAUAAACUCAUGUUAGCUGUAGAUAACACUUAACUUUUUUUAACCAAGAGACACAACUCGUAUUUAGUUACAUAUGUGCAUUUUUUUAUAUUUGAUUUGCAUUUUAACAUGUAUUAUGGGCUGAAUGCCUUUUUUAAAUAAUAUGUCGUUCGUUCGUUAUAGGAGUAACUGGUGGCUGCAAAUCUAAAUAAAUUAAAAAAGUCAAUAUGUACACAGUUGAAAACAAAUGUUAAUCAACAUGCGAUAACUGAAAGUAAUCCCUUUCAUUUUGUAGUUUUUGACAUGUUUUUGUACACCUGUGACAUAGUGAAAAUAAAUUAAAAAGUUGAAUUUGGUAUAUCCACCAAAUAUAUGUACAAACCCUUUUAUAAUAAAAAUCCGACUCAAGGGCAACACGAUAUUGACCAAUUGAAACAUUUUUAUAAAUGAUAAGAUUACUUAAGUGUUACUUUUGAAUGAUUAUCAAUAACUUGCUUCUCAUCUUGAACUUGAGUAAACUUCGUUUCGUGGCGUAGUGUUAAUAAAUAUUGGCCUUUGUGCAUCUUUAUUUUGCUAACAAAAUUGGCCGUAGUUAUUUUGCAUCAUUAAAUCGAUUAGUUUUAUGUUAUAUUGUUGUUGUUUUUAUUUUAUUCUGCUAGUUUUACUGUUCGCGUUGAAAUUUCAAAUGAUUGUUGUUUUCGUAAGUCCAUGCUGGCAGCUCUCU